Molecule: messenger RNA, 3652 nt
Organism: Diabrotica balteata
Lineage: Eukaryota; Metazoa; Arthropoda; Insecta; Coleoptera; Chrysomelidae
Source: the annotation of a GenBank genome assembly
ACGAUAUAAUAUAAUUUGUUGUAAGGCGACAAUUGGUUUGUGAUAGCAAGUUAUAAGAAGGUCUUAAAAUAACUUUAACAAUAUGGCAAAUAAUUACUUUGUCAUAUUGUCUUUAUAUUUGGCCUUCGCAGUCAGUGAGCGGAUAUCACCCCCAUUGAUCGUUAAAGGACCUCCAAACGAUGAGAUACUUUUUGAAGUAGCUGAAGAUAAGGACGAUUUACGACCAAUAGUUUUAAAUUGUGAAGCCGAGGGAUUCCCCGCACCUAGAUAUUCAUGGAUCAAAGAUGGCAAACCAUUUAACUAUUCAAGUGAUGACAGGAUAUCAAUACAGCCUGGACGUGGUACUUUAGUCAUGAUUAAACCGGUAGAUAAAGAUAGUGGUCAAUACCAAUGUUUUGCUGAAAAUGAAUAUGGCAUCGCUACUUCUAACUCUGUAUUUUUAAAUAGAGAAGAACUUGAUUCAUUCGAUGUAAGUGAUCCAACGACUGUUGUUGGUACCGAGGGCAAACCAUUCAUGAUAUCAUGUGACCCCCCUAGGGGGUACCCGCAACCCAAAAUUAAUUGGGUUUAUGUUACGAAUUCAGGUGCCAUUAAAUCCAUUAAUUCUUCUCGGAUAACUGUUGAUCCAGAAGGAAAUCUGUGGUUUUCUAAUUUAACUCGAAUAGACGAUAGUAAUGGGGAGUUUUUUUACGCAUGUGUAGCAGUCUCAGGAGUAAAGAAGGAAUACAAACUUGGUAACAGAGUAUCUCUUAAUGUAACACCAACUGAAGAUUCUAGUCACAACAGACAACAACCUACGGACCAAUAUGUCAGUAAAAAAAAUGUAGUGGGAUUACGAGGAAAAUCUGUAGAAAUAUUUUGUAUAUAUGGUGGAACACCUCUGCCUCAAAUUGUUUGGAGAAAAAACGGACACGCAUUACAUAGUUCAGAUCGAAUAACAUGGAAUAAUUAUGGAAAAUCUCUUCUAAUAAAUUAUGUCGAUUUUAAUGAUGCAGGAAAUUAUACUUGUGAAGUAAGUAAUGGUGUUGGUGAAGCUCAGACACAAUCAAUAAACUUGAAAGUUUUGGCGAGUCCUUAUUUGAUCACGAAACCAACCAUUCAAAAUGUAACUGAAGGAGAUAGUGUCGAACUGGAAUGUAAGGGAGGUGGUUUACCAGAACCACAAGCAAAAUGGAUACACAAUGGAAAACCUAUUGAAGAAUCAUUAGACAACCCCAGACGAAAAGUUUUAAGUAAUAAGAUUAUAAUAGAGCAUUUACAAAAGAACGACACAGGCAAUUAUGGGUGUAAUGUAACCAAUAGUUUAGGUUAUGUUUAUGUGGAAGUUUACGUUAACGUUUUAAGUGGAAUACCAGAAAUCAUCGAAGCUUCUAAAAAUGUUAAGACCGUCGAAAAACAGAAUCUAAGAUUACCUUGUAAAACCUUUGGCUCGUCUAAGCCUACAAUACGAUGGUUUCGGGACGGAAUUGAACUUACUAAAGGUAACUUCCAGAUUCAACCAAACGGUACUUUGUUGAUUAAAGAUGUACAUUUUGAAGACAGUGGUAAUUACACCUGCUAUGCAGCUAACAAGUUCGGAAACACAAGCGCCGUUAGCCAAGUUGAGGUUAAAGCACGGACCUAUAUUUAUAAAGGUCCAAAAGACACUGAGGCAGUUACAGGAUCUUCAGUUACAUUACAGUGCAGUGCCAUAGCUGACAACGAGCUUCACUUGGAAAUUAUUUGGUUAAACAAUAACGAACCUUUAGAUUUUGAAAAGGAACCUAGAUUUAUAAAGUCCCCUGAUAAUUCCUUGAUCAUAUUGAAAGUUAUAGAUUUGGAUUCUGGAAUUUACAAAUGCCUAGCUCGAACUGAACUGGAUGAAGCUUCAGCCGAAGCUUUUCUUAUAGUGCAAGAUGUUCCAAAUCCACCAAUAAUCGAAUCAGUGGAAUGUUACUCCAGAAAGGCUACCAUAACCUGGCAACAAGUUGGUGAUAAUCGUUCUCCAAUAUUAUAUUUCAUUAUACAAUAUAGUACUAAGUUUUCACCAGACACGUGGAAAGAUAUUAGUCGAGCUUCUGCUUGGGAUUCUUCUGGGUCAAUUUCAUUGGCACCUUGGAAUCAAUAUACGUUUAGGAUACUAGCAGUUAAUAAAGUAGGACCAUCUAAGCCUUCUGUACAUAGUAGGGACGUAUGUAUAACACCACCUGAGGUUCCCAACAAAAAUCCUGAGUUAGUAAAUGGACACGGAACAAAACCGGAUAAUUUGGUAAUUAGUUGGAAUCCAUUACCCAAAACAGAACACGCAGGGCCUGGGUUUAAGUACCGUGUUUGUUUCAAGCAAAAUAUAGAUGGAGCUACUUACGAAUGUACAGAUAUAAAUAAUGAUUCUCAAAACACCUAUACAGUUUCCAAUCAACCAUCAUUUCAGCAGUACAAAAUCAAAGUUAUAGCAUCUAAUGAUAUUGGUGACGCAAAAGCCGAGCCUAUUGAAGUAAUUGGAUACUCAGGAGAAUCAAAACCUCUAGAAGCUCCUACAAAUUUUACCCUACUUCUAGUUCCUGAUGGGAGAACAGGCUUAUUUAGUUGGAAUCCUAUAUCCGAAGAAUCAUUUCGGGGUCAUAUUUUAGGUUACAAAAUAGAAUUUUGGAGCGAUGUGUCAAAUUUGCAUAAGGAAAUUAAAGUUGGUAACUCAUCAAAAGCAUUAAUCAACUCACUCGAUCCCUACACUAGGAAUUACGCAAGAAUUUAUGCCUUCAAUGGUGUAUACAAUGGACCUUCUAGCGCAAUACUCUCAUUUAAUAUGCCGGAAGGAAAGCCUGGUGUAAUUGAAAAUUUAGAAGCAUACCCACUAGGGUCAACCAGUUUUCUUAUAAAAUGGAGACCUCCGAAUAGGCCUAAUGGCAUACUAAGAGGCUAUGUAGUAUCUUGGGCAAAAAUUGAUGCCUACAGAAUAGAUAGGUUGAACACAACAACCAUUUUAGAUCCUAAUAUAACAUCAACCAAACUGACAAAUCUUCUGCCUGACACGAGGUAUAGAAUAUACGUAUCAUCUACCACAAACGCUGGAGAGUCUCAAGAGUUUUUCAUAGAGAGGACAACAAGUCAAGUUCAAAGUAUUAAACCAUCGAAACCAUCAUUUACAUGGAUGCUCAUUCAAAGAAAUUCUGGAGUAACUGCUAGAAUUCGCUGGCUUCCAGCUAUGGAUGGAAAUGGAGGAGCAAAUUUCAUAGCAAAGUGUAGAAAGAAAUAUGAUUCUGCAUGGAUCGAAUCAAUAGUUGAAACUACAAGAGACUGGACUGAUGUAAAUAAUUUAACCGGUUCAGAUGUAUAUGAAUGCCUAGUUAGUUCUUUAGAUGAGAAAUCAGUGUAUAGAACAGAUAGUGACAUUCAAGAAAUCGAUAUAAGAAAAGAGAGGAGUCAGCAUAAAAUAAUUAAUGAACAAGAAAUCUCCAGUGACGACAACAAUGGAAUAAUGCAUAAAAAAUCUUCGCCUGUAGAAACAACCACGACAGCGCCGGAUGAUUAUGAUGGUAAGGUUUAUCCACAGUUCCUUCUGCCUCAACUUUAUAUAUAGAUAAUAUUAUAUGGAUUGCAUUCACUCAAGUUUAGUAAUUUUUGAAAUUUAUAUUUCUGUAUGUUUACAUUCUUUAUUAUAGCUUGUUCUGUAUUG